Strongylus vulgaris is the source of this 888-nucleotide messenger RNA. Lineage: Eukaryota; Metazoa; Nematoda; Chromadorea; Rhabditida; Strongylidae. The record is from the annotation of a GenBank genome assembly.
AUGCUGUUGGCUAACACACCAGUUCGAUCUCCACGAAAGGUCCGAGUAGCACCCGCUACACGAGGCAAUGGCCCUCCAUCCUUUUUUGGAGGAAUCGAUUGCGAAUCUCAGCCUAACACUUGUCCACCAGGACCUCCAGGCCCUCCUGGAGAAAAUGGUGUAACUGGCCCUGAUGGUGAGAAUGGAGUUGAUGGCCCACCUGGACAUAGUUUCGACACUGUCCGUCAAAUACCCUAUCAAACGUAUUGCAUUCGCUGCCCUCCGGGACCACCAGGACCUCGAGGUGUUGAUGGACGAUCAGGUCUUGCUGGUCGAAACGGCUUCCCAGGAAGACAAGGUUUUCGUGGAAAUGUUGGUUUCCUAGGUCGACAGGGUGAAGUGGGUGAAAAGGGCCGUGUUGGACGUCCUGGCCCUAUUGGACCUCCAGGCAGGCCUGGGCAAACUGGCCGAAGAGGACGUGGCCAUCCUGGACCUCGUGGCGCGCAAGGACCUCAUGGCCCUCCCGGACACAACGGUGACAAUGGCCCUCACGGAAUGCCCGGAGCUCAUGGACUGCCGGGAGUGGUAGGAAAUCCUGGCAAAGAUGGCUUGGCAGGAGAAACUGGACUCCCUGGAAUUCCCGGAGAGCCUGGAUUGGCUGGGGAAGAUGCCUCCUACUGCAAAUGCCCAAUAAGAGAACCUGGGAAAUCUUCGGAAAUUAGGCGAAAGGCACCACAACCGGAACAAGUAAGGGUUCACCUACGUCGGCAGCAUAAAAGGAAGGCACCAGAACCACAACCAGAACAAGUAAGGGUUCACCUACGUCAGCAGCAUAAAAGGAAGGCACCAGAACCACAACAAGAAAGCGUUAAACCACGUCCGCAGUAUAGAAGGGUCUCCAAUAAGUAA